Angiostrongylus costaricensis is the source of this 759-nucleotide messenger RNA. Lineage: Eukaryota; Metazoa; Nematoda; Chromadorea; Rhabditida; Metastrongylidae. The record is from the annotation of a GenBank genome assembly.
UCUAUGCUGGAUAUGUAUUCUUCUUUGGCUCUAAUUUAUUUGGAGAAACUCAGAAUUACGAAGCUCCAGGAUGCUGGUGUGACAGUGCCUAAAGAUGUGUUGGCAAGAACUGCACGCGCAGAAGCUUCACGAAAAUUCGACCCGGCACUGUGGCGCCUUGCUAUUGCAUAUGCUCAGAGCAAAUGCUUUAUCGAUGAGACUCAUGUUCUGGCAUUGGCACAAUGUGCUUGGUCACGUCACCUACAUAUCGACUACGUCGCGAGAUGUGGUUCUCGUGAAAAGUGUAAGGACGUGAUGAUUUUGCAGAUGUCAAAUUUCGACUCCGAAUUGAAUAUCGGUGGAGUUACACAUCAACAUCAUGAAGGAUUCAGUCUUAGUAUAUUUCGCAAACCGACAAUUGUGGUAGCUCAUCUAGCUUUCAAAAGCGCUGCGUUGGCAUACUAUUUCCUUGCCAACUGGUUGUCUUCAUCUUUUAUUGUACAGUUUCUUAUUAUUCUUACACUUUUAUCGAUGGAUUUCUGGACAGUGAAGAAUAUCACUGGCAGACUGCUAGUUGGAUUGCGAUGGUGGAACUUUGUGGAUGAAAAUGGUAACAAUCACUGGAAGUUUGAGAGUGCAAAGGUUAGAAGUUGGUUUCUCGUGUUAGACUGCAAGGAAGGUUAUAACGUGAUGCAUCAAAAUUAUGAAGUAGCAACCGUUUUGACGAGUUGGCAUUGCCUUUGGUCCUCAAUGGCUACCAAAUCGGCAGACUCACCUUAG